Sparassis crispa is the source of this 741-nucleotide messenger RNA. RefSeq lists its product as hypothetical. The record is from RefSeq and is a predicted model, not a curated record. The transcript has 8 exons. Bases 1 to 741 code for a protein of 246 amino acids. NCBI's taxonomy places the organism in Eukaryota, Fungi, Basidiomycota, Agaricomycetes, Polyporales, Sparassidaceae.
AUGUUCUUCUUUCUUUACGUGCUGACUUUCCUUUCCGCCCUCGCGGCUACCUCUGCAAUUCCUCGGGCAGCCGGUUUGGAGGCUGUCGACUGGGCGACCAACGCACAGAGACUGGCCGCGGGCCUUCCCCUGUUGCCGCCCAAGUUCAAGCGUGCAUUCCCUGGUCAGAAUCAAGCGAGGGACGAUCCUACUCCCGCGUUCGGUGCGAAGAGAUCCGUGGCGUCGAGCACGCCGGUGGCAUACUCUGGGCACAUUGAAAUCAAGAAUAUCACCGGUUCUUCUUUCGGCUUUUUGGCGCAGAACCAGACUGGCAUUAAUGGUGUCUCGUCUAACGAAACUGAAUACAUCGCAGUCAGUUUCACCACGACCACCCCCGCAGCUGAGCCGUUCAAUAUUCUAAUCUCUAAUCCGGCCUUCCCUUCUCCGUUCUACCUUGGCGGAAACGGCACAAAUUUACUCGCUUCUGACUCUGCCAGCAUCGUUACGCUUGGAGAUGUCGUCCAGACUGCACCCUCCGCGCCCCCUUCCUCCAACACGAACGAAGAAUCUGCUAUUUGGUCCAUCAACUCGCGUACGCAGGAGCUGACUGUCCAAUGGAUCAACUCAGAUUCAUCCAAAGUCAAGACCUACAUUGCGUACGACGAGGCUGACAAUAUCCUCUUCUUCGCCGGCAACAUAUCUGUCUACAACGCCCAGAGCUCCAAGAGCGCGGUGCAAGUGAAAUUCUACUUGAGCGGGUAG